GACUACCCAACCUCAGGAAGCGAACCCUCUUUCUGAUCACCAAGCGGGAAUCUUCUAUGUAUUCCCCUGAGUGCCACCUGCACCGGGAACCGAAGGCCCGGCCCACACCGCCAGCCGCCGCGGGCCUGCGCCCCGGGCCGGAACCAAAGCCUUGGGUGCGCGUUUCCGCCGGAGCUGGUCCGUUGCCGCCGCCGCUGCUAGGGAGGGCCGCAGCCAUGGCCGACACCGCCGCGCCGCCUCCGCCCGCCCCUCCCGCUCCGGGGCUCCCGGCUGCCCCCGGCAGCAACCCGCUGUCCCGCAAGCUCAACAAGAUCCUGGAGACUCGCCUGGACAACGACAAGGAAAUGCUGGAAGCACUCAAGGCUCUCUCGGCCUUUUUUGUCGAAAACAGCUUGCGCACUCGAAGAAACUUGCGUGGAGACAUUGAACGACGAAGUUUAGCCAUAAAUGAAGAAUUUGUCCAUAUAUUCAAGCAAGUUAAAGAGGAGCUUGAGAGUAUAAAUGAAGAUGUGCAAGCGAUGAGCAGCUGCUGUGAAGAUAUGUCCAGUCGUUUGAAGGCAGCAAAGGAACAAACGCAGGACUUGAUAGUAAAAACCACAAAACUCCAGGCAGAAAAUCAGAGACUAGAAAUGAAAGCACAAGUUGCAGACGCGUUCAUAGCAAAAUUCCAACUGACGCCAGAUGAAAUGAACGUCCUUCGAGGCACAAAAGAUGAGCCAAUUACUGAGGAUUUUUUCAAGGCUUUGGGAAGAGUAAAGCAAAUUCACGAUGAUGUCAAGAUUCUCCUCCGGACAAAUCAGCAAAGGGCAGGCUUGGAAAUUAUGGAACAGAUGGCUUUACUGCAAGAGACCUCUUACGAGCGACUUUACAGAUGGACUCAAAAUGAAUGCAGGACUUUGACACAAGAAUCAUGUGACAUUUCUCCAGUUCUCGCUCAAGCUAUGGAAGCCUUACAAGAUAGACCUGUCCUGUAUAAGUACACAUUGGAUGAGUUUGGAACAGCUAGGAGGAGUGCUGUAGUCCGUGGCUUUAUAGAUGCUCUUACUAGAGGAGGUCUGGGAGGUACUCCCCGCCCUAUUGAAAUGCACUCCCACGAUCCUCUGAGGUACGUAGGAGACAUGCUGGCCUGGUUGCAUCAAGCUACAGCUUCUGAAAAAGAACACCUAGAAGCUAUGUUAAAGCUUGUAACUAUUCAAGGUGUGGAAGAAAAUAUUCAAGAAGUAGUUGGGCACAUCACAGAAGGUGUCUGCAGGCCUCUGAAGGUUAGAAUCGAGCAGGUGAUUGUUGCUGAGCCAGGAGCAGUUUUACUGUACAAGAUUUCUAAUCUUCUCAAGUUCUACCAUCAUACAAUCAGUGGUAUUGUAGGAAACAGUGCAGCCACACUGUUGACAACAAUUGAAGAAAUGCAUUUGUUGAGCAAGAAGAUAUUCUUUAAUAGCCUGAGUCUUCAUGCAAGUAAACUAAUGGACAAGGUUGAACUCACACCUCCUGAUCUUGGCCCCAGCUCUGCACUAAAUCAGACACUUAACUUGCUACGGGAGGUUCUAGCAUCUCAUGACUCAUCUGUUGUUCCACUGGAUGCCCGUCAAGCUGACUUUGUGCAGGUUCUGUCUUGUGUGCUAGAUCCGUUGUUACAGAUGUGUACUAUGUCUGCUAGCAAUUUGGGCACAGCUGAUAUGGCAACCUUCAUGGUAAAUUCGCUUUAUAUGAUGAAGACUACUUUGGCUCUCUUUGAAUUCACUGACAAGCGUCUAGAAAUGUUACAGUUUCAGAUUGAAGCUCAUUUAGAUACACUUAUAAAUGAACAAGCUUCCUACGUGUUAACAAGAGCUGGUCUAAGUUACAUAUAUAACUCUCUGCAGCAACACAAACCAGAACAGGCUCAGUUUGAUCGCUAUCUCUCUGCUCCAGAUAGUCUGUUAAUGUCCCAGCUAAAUUUCCUUCUGAGUGCCACUGUGAAGAUUUCCACACCAGGAGCCGUGAAGCUGCAGUCCUCUAAUUGCUCAGUUAGAUGGAUGACCCAUAAGCAUUGUAGUAAAUGGAAUAAUCCUGGGUGUCAGUACCGCGUUCGUAUUCAGCCCAGUUCCUGCAGGUCUGGCUUGAGCAUCGCAGUGCGUGAAGAGAAGCUCACCUGGCUGGGCUGAGUAAGUCAGCACCUCUGCUGUUGGUCCUUAAACACUUGACAAGGAGGGGCACGCCUUCAAAGAGCGAGUCCGUUAUUCUGUGCUGGGCACCAACAUGCUUGGGAAAACUGGGUAAAGCAAGGUGUUUGAGCGCUGCCUGUGGUGGGCACCGCUCUCCACGUUUGACGCUCUGACAACACAAUUCUGAGAACAGAUGUGUGAAAGGCAUCUUUUUGCAUCGUCGUCCGAUGCAAAGAGCACUUCCAUGGGAAGUGGGAGAGCUGGGUUCUGGGCCAAAGGAGUUUGGAAUUGACAUCUCCCGCCUUCCUGGAGGAGGGGAACCCUUGGCUCUUGUGGAGCAUGAGAUGGGGCAGCUCUGUUUCUUUUCUUUAAUUUAGCAGCUGUGCAUGAAUCAAUGCAAAAUAUGGGAGGCAUGAGAUAGAAUAAGCAAGGAGGAGUUUGGCCCUGUGGCAUGUACAUGAGGGAUCUCCUGAGGACUCCAAGGUCUAGAUCUCCCUCCAGUUGUUACUUGGGGACCUUAUCUUUGACCUCCAAUACAUGAGUCCCUGAAACAGAAUCAGGAUCCCAGGACUUUAUCACCUACAGAAUAUCCAGCAAACAGCAAGCUACAGAGUUGAGUUUGGGUUGGACCCAAGGUGGUUCCUCCGCACUGGUGACAAUGCCUCUGUGUUCAGUCCUAUGUGUACAAUUUUCUCCUCCCCUCUUUAUAAAUACACACACCAUUGUGGAAAUAAAAUAUAAAAGUUGUUUUGAUUAUAGCAAGCACACAGCAGACCAGCCACAGUGUUUUUUUGUUUUUUAUUAUAGGAAAAGAGAAGCGUAAGGAGGUUUGGAAAGGUGAUAAUACAUUUGUUUUGCAACGUUUAAGAGUGCUCCUCCCUAUUCUCUGAGAUUUAUGACUCUAGCCCUGCAUUUUGUCUGUUAAUAGACUCAGCUGUAAUUAUUUUUAUUAAAGUUUUUGAAAUAUGUGUUGGAGGAAAAUACUUUCAGAACCACUAAACUUUUCCAUUCAUUUAAAAAACUGUAUCUGAAUUUUGAUCCCUUUGCUUGCCUUGCUGAGUCACUUUGCAGGCAACCCAGGGGGUGGGAAGCUUAUAAAAUUUUGAAAAUUAAACGAAGGGGUUAGACAUAUUUCCAUGAGUAAAACACACCCUCCAGAAGCAACACAGACAUGGGUGUGGGUUUGUUUGAAAUCCACUGGCACCUGCUUCUGAGGGAAAAUACAGGAAAAGAGACAUUUGCUUAUGAUGAGGGCACCCAUCCAAAACAGCCAUGGUAGGGUUAGAUGCCGUAAAUUGAUGUUAAAUUGAUGUUAUGUUUGAAUAGUUCAGAGAAUUUUCAAAAUGCAGAUUAGAAGAAACUGGCGGUGGAAGUAAAAGGUAUGUCAGGUGAGCUCCCUCGCACAUUGGAUUUACUUGUUAAAGGUUUGUAGAACCUCUGCAGCUUUUCUCCACUGCUUUUAAGCACUUGGCAAAUUAGACUUCAAGACAAUCCUGCAACAAUUCUAACCCUUGGGUAAUUCAGAGUAAAAUGAGGUGCUUUGAGUCAACCAGUGACGUACAAAGCCGUAGAUUUAUCCGGAGCCCAUUUGUUUCUUGAAAGAAUUUCAUAAACGUGGGAAAUGAACGUAUCGUGAACUUGGAUAUUUGUCCUGAAGAGUAGGAGAGGCAAUGCCCUUCAUAUGGCAGGGCAGGUCUCUCCAGCCAUCUGCUGCAUGGUAGGAAGCCAACUUCAGUUUUUCAGAAUCAAACUACUUCUUCAAAAGUUUUUUAACGGUGUUGUAAAGGUGAGCAUGUGCUCUUGUGCUGUGCUAAACCAGGUGUUUGCUGCCCAGCUAGGUUCCAGGGCUGGUGCUCCACUGGGGAUGUUCCCGCUAGCCCAGCAGAUGUGGUUACCAAAUGCCCAAAAGGUCGGUGACUCUUGUCACACAAAGGUCGUCUUCUGACACCCCAGCUCUCUACAUCCUUGAGUAAAGAGCCACUUCAUGCAGAGCUGGUGUAGGGCUGAAGUAAACCCAAGACACUGCUUCUGUCUUGGUCUUUGACUGACUGUUCAUCCCCUCAGAGAUGAUGCGGGUAAUUCUUCAGUAAUCUGCAGAAUCCUCUGGUGCAAAGCUAUGGAAAGACAAAGUGCAAGAGAGUCCUUUACACCUGAAAAUGUGCACUUAUGUACAUUAAUGUACAUAUCUUAUGUACAUUAAGGCCUAAAUGAGGGUAUGAACCCCUCAUGCUACAAUUGUCAGACUUUGCGUACAAUGCAAAGAUGAACCACAAAGGCUUUUCUCUUAACAAAAAGAAAUUUAUUUUGACUACCUUGCUUUAGCAGUAAGGAAACCUUGAUUGAGCAAGGUAUGGCUGAAAGGUGUUUCAUAGAUCACUGCAGAGCAGCUGACAAAAAAGAAAAAUACUGUUGCAUGGUUCAUAUUCAGAAAAUGAAGCUUUCAUUUGCUGCCUAGUUCACAGAUGUGGUAUUGUCAAAUUGCAGGAAGAUGCCUGGCAGACUGUAUCAUUGACUAUAUUUAGGGAGAAAAAAAAUUCAGAACACACUAUUUAUAGAAGCCACACAAAUAAGCACAGAGUUCUUAUCAGCCAAAGAUAACAUUAGUCAUGAUUUAUCAAAGUAAUCUUUAUUUUAUGGAAAAUGGAUAAUAGGGUGUAAUUUAAUCCUUUGUGAAUAUAAUGUAUAUUUCAAAGGGUUCUUUUUUGUCAAUAAAACCAUUUGUUGUACUUGUUAAACUAAUUAGUCUUGUUGCUGUUGCUUAUGACAGGAUAAAAGAUGCCCAUUAAUGAAAAUGGGGAGGAGAAGACGGGUUCGAAAAUUUGUGAAAUAUCUUGUAUUCCUUGCAAGCCAGUUUUCUGAGCAAACCAGGUUUCACCUCUUCCGCUGCAAGCCUGCAUUACCCAAGUUUGUGCAGAUGAUACACUUUCCUUUUUUAAUUGCAAAAUGGAUUACCCCCAAAAUUCAACUCAUCCCUGGGCAGUUCUACUGCUGCAGGCAUCAGGGGCUCCUCCGACUUCCCCGGGUACCGAUGCUGACGUGAGCCACUGCGCCUGCUGGCCCCGCAGCCGAGCGCAGGCAGGGAGGGUGACGUUCCUGGCCGCCUCUCCCUGCUCUUUGCCUCCUCCCUGCGUUUUUUCCACCAUGUGCAAACACAUUGCAGGAGUCACAGAGAAAGCGAGAAGGGAAGAAAACAGAGCUGCCUGGGUGCGUCCUGCGCCGGUCCCUGGCCGGGCAUGCGCCUUUCGCUGGGCAAGGGCAGGUUUCGCAGGGGCAGGUUGUGGGGCUGAAGCUGCGCGGAGCCUUGGCUCUGCAAGAGGCCCCGGCAGCGGUGCCAGGCUGCAGAGGCUGGACGUGAGCUCAUUCUCUGGAUCUGCAGUUGACCUUGAAAGAUCAGAGUCAGAAGUGGGUAAGAGUCAGAACAGGACACAUAUAUUAUCAUUUUUUUUUUUCCUUAGUGUUUUUGGUGUCCUUGUUUGUAGCCUAGGAGCCUUAUGAACUUUUAAUAGGAAUUUAUGAAUGAUUUUCAGAAGAUGACUCUUAAAAGUCUGGCUAAGCUCUUAAAGGUCCUUUGCCCUUAGAAAUGGCUCAGAAAAUGCCCCUCAGAAGGACCAAGUUAUGGGGAAAUCCUUAAAGAAAGCUCCUGUCCCUACUGUCUGUAUCAGUUCUGCAUGGUCAGCCCAGUUCCUUGAUUCUCCUUGUACCCUCCCUUGUAGAAACUGUCCAAAUAAAAUAUUUCUAAUCCUGAAUUACUGCACCCAGCAGUUUCACAGGUCCUCAAAUCUCCUGGACACAGAGCUGAGAAGAAGCCUUAGUUGUGCUUCCAGCUCCCAUGGCCCCACUGGAGAGAUCAUGGAGCAGAUCUUCAUUCUCCAGCCCUUCCCCACCUUGCUCCGAGGACACCUGCCUACUUCAGCAGGAGAGACUUCUCCCUGUUCACAAAGGACAGUGCUUCUGCUGCCUCUUACCACUGUCCCGAGUGCAGCUCACAGCUUCAGGUAGGGCUGUCCGGAUCCUUCUUGGCUGAAAAGAAAGAACAGGCAAAUUGGAAGACAAGCUGCUUGGCUUGUGUAGAGGAAAUAGAGCCUUCACUUCAGCAAACACUAAGUCAGAAAUUUGAUUGGCAUGGCCAACCAUUCUGCCCUUGGGUCAGGUGGCCCUUCUGCUCCAUACCUAAAUACCGUGGGAAUGACAAACAUUUAUCCCUAUGAGGAUCCAUCCCCACCUGCGGCUUGGGGAGAAACCUGUGCCUCAGGUCUGGUGCUCCUGUCCACAAUAGCAGAAUGGACUGCCUGUCUUCUUACAGCAAGGAGGAGCGUGCCCCAGGGACUUCCAGGAUAGUGGCACAAGCAAAUGCCAGGAGAUGAUCAGCUUGCCAGCACUUUGACUUAGAGAGGGCUCUGAAGCUGAGGAUGUUGUAGCAAUGUUGUCCUCUCUUCGGUUUCAGUAACAAUUUGUACUUGAACACGCUCUUGCACUGUUCGGUUUCUUUAUAAAAUACACUAAUUCCUUCAGAUCCCCUUCCCCAGGCCCUCUUAGCAGCACACAGGAAUCUCACAGAAAUGAUAAAAAUGUGUCAGCUUUCUACUUAAAUGGGAUCAGCUUACAGAGUCCUUUGAUUUUUAUUUUUUUAUAUCCAGAAUGAGAAAAGGA
Molecule: messenger RNA, 6794 nt
Organism: Aquila chrysaetos chrysaetos
Lineage: Eukaryota; Metazoa; Chordata; Aves; Accipitriformes; Accipitridae
Gene: COG6
Product: component of oligomeric golgi complex 6
Exons: 18
Coding region: 57-2144 (695 amino acids)
Biological process (GO): intra-Golgi vesicle-mediated transport
Cellular component (GO): COG complex
Source: RefSeq, a predicted model, not a curated record